Messenger RNA from Necator americanus (New World hookworm), 669 nucleotides. RefSeq lists its product as uncharacterized. The record is from RefSeq and is a predicted model, not a curated record. NCBI's taxonomy places the organism in Eukaryota, Metazoa, Nematoda, Chromadorea, Rhabditida, Ancylostomatidae. The transcript is spliced from 5 exons. The coding region runs from base 1 to 669 and encodes 222 amino acids.
AUGCAGUUUCUUAAUGGUUUACUUCAUAAGGAUACUAACUAUGAAUGUGAUUGUUCGUUAUGCUGGGAUACUGUAGCGGCUACGGAAUCACUUGAUUGGAUAACUGUAUCUCUCAUGGAAUGUCCGUUACGAUUCAAUGAUACCACAUUGCGAAAACGGAUUGCUAAUUGGAUCAACGAGGAAUGUGGUGCAUCGCUGAAUUGUGGAUUAAAAGGUCAGCUGAGCAAAGAUCAAGUGAUCAUUGGGCAUUUUGAAUGUGAAACCGACAAGAACGAACUUCGAUUGGUAGCACUCCUCAAUGAAUCGCAAGGAUUGCGACCUGAAAAUGUGCUGCCAGCUCACUUGCUAGGAUUAGUACUACAAUCCAGAGAGCAUCUUUUAUCUUUCCUUCUUCAUUCGGAAAUCCUCGCAGCAACCGUACAUCGCCGUUUGAAGGGAACCCCCUUCUCGGAAACCGUUACCAGUAGUACAGCCCUGGUCGCGGCAGUUGUUCUGGCCGCUUUCGUCUUCCUUACGCUGUUACUGAUCUAUUUCUCACAAAUUUACGUGAAUUGGGGACGUAUGGUUAAAGGUGAAUGGCAUCAUAAACAAUAUCGGAAGGUCCCACAUGUUCAAUAUAGUUCGGAUGGGAUUACGGUAAAUGGACAAUUACGUACACGAAUUAUUUGA